AUGGCAUGCACCGCCUCCAUCUUGAAUCUGGUUGCAAUUGCCGUAGACAGAUACAUUGCUGUAACAAAACCACUUAAAUAUGCUCGUCAUAAAAGUCCAAAACGUGUAUCGAUAAUGAUUGUUAUUGUAUGGCUUAUCUCAUUUUCUAUCGCAUUGCCAAUAGUCAGUGGUGUCAAUAAAUCCGAUGUUGAGUCAUUUCCACGAUCUAAAGGCGAUUGUUCGUUUUUUAAUAAUAAAUUUCUUAUCUUUUCAUCCCUGGGUUCAUUUUUUAUCCCGUGUAUUAUCAUAUUUGCUAUUUACUAUCGAAUAUUCAUAGUAAUUAUGGCACGUGCACGAAAAAAUCGUAAAUAUUUAAGACCAAAAGCAGCUAUUGAAUUAGCUGCAAAACAGCAUCGUACCACGGCAAAUAAUUUAAUACUACAAUUAUUCCGUGAUCGUCGUCAAACAGGUACAGCUGUAACAGAAGUAACUGUUGUUAAUAAUACGCUUGAUGAUGGUACAUAUAAAAAAACAACGAUAUCACCACUAAUAACAACUAAAGUUAAUGCUGAUAAUUUAACAUUACAAUUAACGACGCCUGUCCUACCAUCAAUAGCAAGAGGUUCAGUGAACAUUACAAGCUCAUCAGGUGAUAUUGGUGAUGAUGAACGAGAUGAUAUUGCCUUAUUCUUACAUCAUAAUGGAUCAUUUGACAAUGAUAUCAUUACUAAACCGUCCGACA
Molecule: messenger RNA, 721 nt
Organism: Didymodactylos carnosus
Lineage: Eukaryota; Metazoa; Rotifera; Eurotatoria; Philodinida; Philodinidae
Source: the annotation of a GenBank genome assembly